Molecule: messenger RNA, 3160 nt
Organism: Conger conger (European conger)
Lineage: Eukaryota; Metazoa; Chordata; Actinopteri; Anguilliformes; Congridae
Product: caspase recruitment domain-containing protein 19-like
Exons: 6
Coding region: 33-674 (213 amino acids)
Cellular component (GO): mitochondrion
Source: RefSeq, a predicted model, not a curated record
CUGGGCGGCGCCGCACGAGCGGAUGUGCUGGGAUGGGAGGGACAAAAAUAGCGAGGUCGAGACAACGAAGUGGAGACGCGCCUGUCAGAAAGGAGAAAAAAGUAUCAGGAGUUUCCACCAUGGCAGACAGCUACUAUGGCCAGCUGUUAAAAGACUCAGAGUUCCUUGUGACUAAUCAGCGACUGGACACCGAAUUGCUGGAUAAGCUUGUUUUGCAGCUCAACCGAAUUUAUCCUCAGAUACUGAAUGACAAAGAGGCACACAAAUUCCGGAACCUCAGUGUGCCUACAAGCGUCCGAUUGGCUGAGCUCCUGGCUCACCUGAAGGUGAAAGGGGAGGAGGCGUGCCAUGAGUUCUACAGAGCGCUGCACAUCCACGCUGAGGAGGUGUACUUCAGCCUGCCCACCCGCGUCAGCCGCAGGGAAACUACAGAUCAUAGAGGGAUGAACACUACUGUCAACCUCACGGAGAGAUUUGUUCUUAAUGACAGGGGUCCCUGGUUCUUCAUAGGCUGUUUGAGUGUGGCAGCAGGGCUGGCACUUCUUUAUUACUGUGGUGACAGCAAGGUGCUUGAGGAUCCCAGGAGAGUGCUGGGGGUCACCGCUCUGGGGCUGGGCAGGCAGGCCAAGGAAGUGCUCAUAUCGUAUACAGAUGACACAAACAGGAAGUUGUAGGCCCGCAUGGCAACCAUAGGAAGCGUGCCAUUGUCAGGGAUAUAUUUUGAUAAAUACAUUGUGCCAUAUCAAACAACAGGCAGCAAGGGCACCUGAGGUUCUUUUGUAAUGCAUGUGCUUAUAUUGGAUAUAAUAUCCACUGAAAUUCCUGUAGUUACCAAAAAAGCUAUGUAGUUGUAAGAUGUGUAUUUUAAAUAUUUUAUAUUUCAUAUUAUUUUAUCAAUAUUAAAUAUGGUUUUAUAUUUGAAUAUUUAAAUAGUUCUCCUAGGUCUUUGGUAAGCAUGGUGCUACUGUACUCUUCAUAAGAGUGAAAAAUGUGCCUAUUCAGAAAUGUGCCUAUUAUAUACUAUAUUUCUAAUUCUCUGUACAUCAGGACUACACUAAAAAAGUAUUGUGUAGAGAAAAUGGGAAACAAACUGCUAUUUUUAUCUGCAAUGUUGUGAGAUGCUAAGCUAUUGAACACAUCUCCCAGCCUUGGGGAAAAAAAGAAAAAAACAUUUGCCUUUCCUUAUUAUUUAGAACAAACCUUUUCCCUGAGUGAUUACUUAUUCAUGUAGAAGAACGUUCCUAUAUUUGUGCUAUGAGUAUAUGAGCUAAUUUUGAGCUUGCGUAGACUGAUUGGUAGAUGAAUUGACAGGUAAUCUGUGCAGUUUCACUGAUUCUGAUCUCUUGUACAGUCACCAUUACCAUUCAGUGCCUCUGCAUCCUGAGACUCAAUGCACUUGGGCUGGCUGCUCAUCUUGGGUUUACUGCCCUUCUGUUUUGGUCGGUUAGUUGUAGCUUGUCUUUUGAAAACUGCUUACUUAAUAUAUAAAAACGAGUGUCCUUGUUAAAGUCUGAAACAAUUAUCGCUAUCAAUCUGAAAUGUGGCGGCACGGAUGGUGCAGUGGGUAGCACUGCCGCCUCACAGCAAGGAGGUCCUGGGUUCGAAUCCCCGUCAGCCGGGGCCUAUGGAGUUUGCAUGUUCUCCCCGUGUCUGCGUGGGUUUCCUCCAGGUACUCUGGUUUCCUCCCACAGUCCAAAGACAUGCAGGUUAGGCUGAUUGGCUAUGGGUAUGAGUGUGUGAGUGAAUGGUGUGUGUGCCCUGCGAUGGACUGGCGACCUGUCCAGGGUGUAUUCCUCCCUUUCGCCCAAUGUAUGCUGGGAUAGGCUCCAGCCCCCCUGCGACCCUGUUCAGGAUAAUGAAUUAAUGAAUCUGAAAUGUAUUGUUCCCCUGAUUGAAUGCAAAUACCCAAACGAGUAUGUUAAUGUAGAGCAGAGAGGGCUUUUUACUUCCCAACUUAUACUUAAAGCCAUGGAGAUGACAACACAUCAUAAAACUGCUGUGGGAUAAUUGAAUUAUGUCCAUUCAUGUAAAAUGACGUUGGGAUUCUUAAUGAGUAGCGCUCACCUUUCAUCAAUUGUAUUGCCAUUUUGCCUUCUCUGCCCCAUUGGAGAAAAAUGGAAGCUCAAUUAAAAAAAUAAAAAAAUAAAUAAAGGUCUUGCCUGUCUAUAUUACUCAGAUUUAGAAAAACAUGACACAUGUUUUAAAUCUAAGGUUUAAAUUCUUAUAAUCUGCUGUGGCAUUAAAGCUUAUGAGAGAGUAUCUUUGCAGAAUGAAAUUUUGAAAACUUAAUUUUUUUUAACUUAUCAGGUCUAAAUGGAAAUUGUGGAAGAGUAGCCCAUUGAUUGUAUCAAUGAUUAACAAUAAAAACAUAAAAUGUUGGCAUGGUUAGUCUUAACUGUGUACCUCUUAUGAGACUGCCAGGAGAAGGCACUGAUACAGGGUUACUGAAUGAGGGCCCAUUGCAUUUGUAACUGACUGAAGUGAGACAUUUUAUUCAUAAUAUGAAACAAUGUCUUUAAACAAAAGACCUAAUCACUAUGGUGAUUGCAUAUAGCUCUGACUAAGAUAUAUUUGAGUCAAAAGCAAGCAUGCACACCAGAAAAAGACUUUAUUUUAAAAUGAUACUUUUUUUCUUUUAAAAACUACAUUAAACUAUGAAACUAAAAAUAUUUUCUAAGGAAUGAUUUGGUCAUUUGCUUUAAAAAAAAAAAAAAAAAAAUACAGUAUUUCUACAAUUUUAUCUGAUAAAUUCAAUAAAACACAAUGGAAACAUACUGGCAUAUUAGUCGCUACUACCCGUGAAAAGAUUUCAUGAAAAUUGACUUAUGCCUCUAUUUAAAAGACAUUCAAGCAGUGCUUGUGUUGGAACAUCUACACAUUAAACUGCUAGAAGAAAAGAGAAAAGAAUGAAGCAUCAUUGAUAAAAACAGUCCAUGUUUUCCUUUCAAAAGAUUGACUAUAUAUAUAUGAUGAUAUAUAUACAAGAUUGAUUCUUCAAUCACCACAAAGCGAUGUGGCCCUCAUAGCAAGGCACGCAGUUAAAUCCAUUAGGCAAAAGUGCUUUGGAAAUUUCAUACACAUUUCCAUGCUAUGUGGGAAGCCACACUUGAAACCUUUUGUUACUUUAAUGUAAUGGUGUGUAUGUUUUGUUAUUUUAUCA